Messenger RNA from Nasonia vitripennis (jewel wasp), 1966 nucleotides. RefSeq names its product elongation factor Tu, mitochondrial. The transcript has 6 exons. Lineage: Eukaryota; Metazoa; Arthropoda; Insecta; Hymenoptera; Pteromalidae. Gene Ontology annotation, cellular component: mitochondrion. Gene Ontology annotation, biological process: mitochondrial translational elongation. Bases 93 to 1511 code for a protein of 472 amino acids. The record is from RefSeq and is a predicted model, not a curated record. Gene Ontology annotation, molecular function: GTP binding; GTPase activity; translation elongation factor activity.
CGGCGUUCAAAAAACCGCCGACCGGUGCUGCCUCGGACGUUCUUUUCCAGAAUCAGUCGCGAGUGUGCUGCGAUAAAGUUUGGUUAGAAAUCAUGGCGUUAGUUUCUGCUAGGACCGUUUUAUACCCCGCCCUGCGGCAGACCGUGAGGCAGUUGAACUUCACCCGGCAGUUGGCUAAAUACCAACGUCGCAACCAACUAUGCAGUCGCCUGUACUUACCAGAGGUCACCGUUCAGAGACUCUACGCCGAGAAGGUUGUAUUUGCCAGAGACAAGCCCCACGUGAACAUUGGAACCAUUGGCCACGUCGAUCAUGGAAAGACCACCUUGACUGCUGCCAUCACAAAGGUGCUGUCGGAGAAGGAGCUGGCAAAGGCCAAGAACUACAACGAGAUCGACAAUGCUCCAGAGGAGAAAGCUCGUGGUAUCACGAUCAACGUUGCACACAUCGAGUACCAAACUGAGAAGAGGCAUUACAGUCACACGGACUGUCCUGGACACGCCGAUUACAUAAAGAACAUGAUCACUGGUACAGCUCAAAUGGACGGUGCUAUACUUGUGGUUGCCGCCACUGAUGGUGCUAUGCCUCAGACCAAAGAGCACUUGCUACUCGCCAAGCAAAUUGGUAUCGAGCACAUCGUUGUUUUCAUCAACAAGGUGGAUGCUGCCGACGCCGAAAUGGUCGAGCUUGUUGAAAUGGAAAUCCGCGAGCUCAUGACUGAGAUGGGCUACGAUGGAGACAAAAUCCCAGUUAUCAAAGGAAGUGCCCUCUCUGCUCUGGAAGGUAAGAACCCCGAGAUCGGAAGCGAGGCCAUAAUGAAGCUCCUGGAACAGAUCGAUGGAUACGUACCCGUGCCAGUUCGCGAUCUGGACAAACCCUUCCUCUUACCAGUAGAAGGUACCUACUCCAUUCCCGGUAGAGGAACUGUCGUCUCGGGUCGCUUGGAACGUGGAAAACUGAAGAAGGGCCAGGAAGUCGAAUUCGUAGGGUACAACAAACAAUUAAAGAGCACGGUUACUGGUAUAGAGAUGUUCCACAAAAUUCUGGAGACGGCCGAAGCUGGUGAUCAGUUGGGAGCUUUGAUCAAGGGUGUGAAGCGAGAAGACAUCAGGAGGGGAAUGAUUAUGGCUAAGCCGGGAUCCGUAAAGGCUUACGAUCAUGUGGAGGCUCAAGCCUAUAUUCUAACCAGUGAGGAAGGUGGACGUAAGAAGGCGGUUCAGGAUCACAUCCAACUUCAAAUGUACAGCAAGACCUGGGAUUGUCCUGCCCAAGUUACCAUUCCAGGAAAGAACUUGGCUAUGCCUGGUGAAGACGCAAAAUUGGACCUGAAACUUCUCAAAAAUAUGGUAUGUGAGAAGGGACAACGUUUCACGUUGAGAGACGGUACCGUGACAGUUGGCACUGGUGUCAUCACUAAUCUCCUUGCUCCUCUCACUGAGAACGAAAAACUGGUUCUGGUGGAAGGUAAGAAGGGUCUUAGGAAACUGGAGAGGAAACAACAGAAGAGUUAAGGAUGUAAAUAAAUAUUUUGCGUAACCAAACGUCAAAUUUGCUACUUAGAAUACCUGUAUUGUAGCUAUCAUCAGUUAUAUAAUGAAACCAACCAACUUCUUUGAGUUAAAAAAAUGUCAAAUGUUUCAUUCAAGCUAUAUUAGAUCAUCAAAUGAUUUAAGCACAUUCCUGUGGAAAAAAAAUAAAACGUAUCUAAAUGAAAAAACCGUUGACAUCUUUUUAGUUUGAUCGAGUUCGCUAUUUGUUUAAGAAUAUUAUGUAGGUUUUAUAGACGUAUCUCUACACAUUUUAAGUUUAAAUGAUUUCAUCAGAAAAUGAAAUGUCAAGUUCCACAUUUUGUUUUAUUAAUAAGUUAAAAAUGUAUAAAAUUUGAACUAGACACCGAGUGUUUUGUUAUAUAUAAAAACGACAAAUUCAUGUUUAAAAUAAAAGACUUUAAUAAUAAAUGCGAAAA